GCGGGGCCGGGCGGCGGCGGCAGCGGCGGCAGCGGCGGCGGCUGCGGACGAGCCAGUUGGGCCGGGAGCCGGUCGGAGUCGCCGCCGCGCGGGCCAUGGAGCAACCCAGGAAGGCGGUGGUGGUGACGGGGUUCGGCCCUUUUGGGGAGCACACGGUGAAUGCCAGCUGGAUUGCCGUGCAGGAGCUGGAGAAGCUGGGGCUGGGGGACAGUGUGGACCUGCACGUGUACGAGAUCCCCGUGGAGUACCAGACGGUGCAGCGGCUCAUCCCUGCCCUGUGGGAGAAGCACAGCCCGCAGCUGGUGGUGCACGUGGGAGUCUCUGGCAUGGCCACCACAGUCACGCUGGAGAAGUGUGGCCACAACAAGGGCUACCGGGGCCUGGACAACUGCCUCUUCUGCCCCGGCUCGCAGUGCUGUGUGGAGGACGGCCCCGAGAGUAUUGACUCCAUCAUCGACAUGGACGCCGUAUGCCAGCGGGUCACUGGACUGGGCCUGGAUGUGUCGGUGACCAUCUCCCAGGACGCCGGCAGGUACCUGUGUGACUUCACCUACUACACGUCUCUGUACCAGAGCCGAGGCCGCUCCGCCUUCGUGCAUGUGCCACCCCUGGGCAAGCCCUACAGCGCGGACCAGCUGGGCCGGGCCCUGCAGGUCAUCAUUGAGGAGAUGCUUUUGCUGCUGGAGCAGGCGGAGGGCACCCUCGGCUGCCACCACGCACGCUGAGGGCCACUGGUGGCAGCACGGCGCCUUCAGCAAGCAUGCAGGCUCGUGGCGUGCCAGGAACCCUGGCCAGGCGGUGGACUUGUCCCCCACACCCAGGAGCCUGGCAGAGCGUCCUCGGCCGCAUCCCCAGGGCCGGCGGCUGGGGCAGCCCGGGAAGGGCCCUCGUGGGCGCAGGACUGCCUUCUCUCCCUCUCUCAUUCUCUUUUCUGGAACAAUCGUGCGAGCUUGGGCAGAGUAAUUUAUGUUCCCUCAGCUUCCAACCCAGGCUCCCACCAGCCACGAAAGUGUCUUUUCUCAGCGCUACUGCUUCCCCGCCCGGACGCCCAUCUGUGCCCAGAGCAGGGGCCAGGCACGGCGCCCCCAUUGGCGCUGCACUCGGGGACCAAAGCGGGGUGCCAUGGGGAGGGACAAACUUUGUUGUCAUUGUCCCAACAAACAUGUUGAUGACCUGUCUCUCAAGACGUGCCAACAGCUCACAGCCGUGGACCUGCCUGCUUCUGGCCGGAUUUCUAGGGCUUUCUCCAAGUUGGGGGUCCCAUCUCAGCCACUCUUUCCAAGGGGGGUCCAGUGGGGGCCGUGUGUCUGGCUCUGGGGCUAAUGGUGCUUUUUCUUCUUGGAGACUCCAGAUUUCCAGCCUAGAGACUGGGGGGCAUCACCCUGGGGGGAUCCAGGGAGACUUUGGCUCUGAGGGGGCAGCCUGGCUCCCAGAAGACACCUUUCCCUGGAGUGGCUGGAGUAUGGAAGCCCACAGCUGGGGGCCCAUGGCUGGGAAGUGUUUCCUUCACCUCCCCCAGGUCUUGGGGUUUCACUCUCUACCCCCCCAGCAGGCAGCACCCUCCAGCCGCCCUCUCUGCAAGGUCUGUCGCUGUCGUGUGAGCAGAAAGGAGGGAAGGAAUUUUGGAUUUUUUGGAUUUUUGAGGUGAGGAAGUACAAGGCCUGAGCUGAGACUUUUUUUUACUGGUUCCCCAUACAUCCCCCAAAUUUCAUUUGUUCUGGUCCUUGCAAGAUUCUGGUCAGUUUCAGAGUGAAACACUCCACGUCAGCUUCUCGGGUCUGGGCCCUGGUCCAUGAGUUUCUUUUCGUGCUGGGGACCUAUGGAGCAUCUUACCAGGGGUCCUCUCCCAGGGCCCCUUGGUCAUCCGUGUCCCUCUGUUCCUGGGCUCUGCGCCUGCCUUUGCCUUGGUCCCCGAGCCCAUGACUCUGCCACAUUUGAGGGUCCCUGACUCUCCACAGACAUUUUCACUUGGACACAUUUUGCCUUUUUCCGCUGAACCCCAACAGCACCCCCUCCCCAGGCAGCCCGCUCCUCCAUGGUGCCGAUGCGUCUCCACGCAGCCUGUGUCCUGGGGGCAGAGUCCCUGGUCUGUGUCACUCAGAAAGAUGGGGUGCAGAGACAGAGGGGCCUAGGAAGGUGAAGCAGUCUGUAGUACAGUGUGUGCUGGAGAGCCGAGCGGAGGGAUGAUAGGAUGGGGGGAUGGGACCGUGAGCCCCUAGGGGUGCUGCAGGGAGGGGGCUGGACAGGGCUGCCCGGUGUCCCCUGUGGCGUGAGAGGAAAGUCCAACUCCAUCCCCACUUUGCUACCAUGGAAACUUCGAGGAACAACAGGGCCUGCUCAGGGCAGCGGCAGGCAAAGGGGCUCCAAAGCGCCUUUUCUCUCCCAAGUCACCGCCUGGCCAGUGGCCAGCUGCUGCAUGUGUGUGAGCCUGUGUGUGCUCACACAAGUGUGUGUGCAUGUACUCUUCAUGUGCGUGUAAGCCUGUGUGUGCUCAUGAAUGUGUGUGUGUGUGUGUGUGUGUGUAUGUGCACGCCCCCUCCUGGGCAGGGGAGGGCCAGUGUGAGGCGGAGAAAAUCUGCCCACCAAGCCCCCCUCUUUCAGGCUGCAGCCCUGUCUAGACUGUUGACCUUUCACCUCUCCACCCCUCCAAGUGUCUGAACCCAGAAGUUCCCGGUGGGAGCGGGCACAAAGCCCCAUUCUUCAGCCAGCCCCUCCCAGCCAGCCCACAGCCGGCCUAUGGGCACCUCUCUCCUCUCCCCAGAUGCUUCCCUUCCCGUAAGUGCCUAACCCAUGGGGGACACGGUGCCUCGGAGGCCAGGGUCCCUCUGAGACAUACGCGCAGUGCGGGGUGAAGGGGUGAAUUCUGAGACCCCCAGUUCAUUCCCCAGCAGACAGCUGCCUCCUGCUCUCCCCCCCCCCGCCCAGGGGCGAGGCCGGCUGCAGGCCUGUGUGCCCUGCAUGGGGGCCCAUGGGGGCUCCCUUCCCAGGGGUGCAGGCCUGCUGCUCCCCCGGAACAUCUUUCCCAGUGUGUAUCCUGCACCCCGACAGCUCAGCCCCCUCCUGUGGACCCAUGAAGACCCUCCUCCAGCUCCGGGUCCUUCAGUCUCGGGGUACCCUCUGCACCCCCAAGUUCCAGUGAGUGCCUUGUCCAAAACCCUCAUGCCUGGGUGUGGCCAGGGAGGGGCCCACUGGCCUUCUUUGGGGGCUCAUUCUGGGCACCUCCACACCUGACAUCUCAGAAAGUAAAUAAAGCUGUUGAAAUGUGA
This is a messenger RNA of Sorex araneus (European shrew), 3266 nucleotides long. RefSeq names its product pyroglutamyl-peptidase I (gene PGPEP1). The transcript is spliced from 5 exons. Gene Ontology annotation, biological process: proteolysis. Gene Ontology annotation, molecular function: pyroglutamyl-peptidase activity. The coding region runs from base 96 to 725 and encodes 209 amino acids. The record is from RefSeq and is a predicted model, not a curated record. Lineage: Eukaryota; Metazoa; Chordata; Mammalia; Eulipotyphla; Soricidae. Gene Ontology annotation, cellular component: cytosol.